Cimex lectularius (bed bug) is the source of this 625-nucleotide messenger RNA. Its product is annotated as delta-sarcoglycan-like. NCBI's taxonomy places the organism in Eukaryota, Metazoa, Arthropoda, Insecta, Hemiptera, Cimicidae. Gene Ontology annotation, cellular component: sarcolemma; sarcoglycan complex. The transcript has 4 exons. Gene Ontology annotation, biological process: cardiac muscle tissue development; heart contraction. The coding region runs from base 152 to 625 and encodes 157 amino acids. The record is from RefSeq and is a predicted model, not a curated record.
CUCCAAGCUGGCAGCCACUCUACCGCACAGGAAUGUCCUGGUGAUCGGCGAAAGGUCGCAUUGGACGACAACGCUCCCACCAGCAAAUCAUCAUGUACCUUUGGAUCACAGCUCAGUGAAAUCAAUAAACGGCCCUCGGCAAACCCUGAAAAUGGGCGAAUCGGACUAUAGAGAAAGAGGGGGAGGUGCAGGAGCGCCUGGGCCAUACAUCGGCAUAUACGGCUGGAGGAAGAGGUGUCUCUAUUUGCUCAUACUCUCCCUUCUCGUCCUCGUCAUCCUCAACCUCGCUCUCACCCUCUGGGUCCUCAAAGUGAUGGAGUUCAAUACAGAUGGAAUGGGAAACGUACGUAUAGUGGAAGGAGGUCUCGAAGUGGCCGGUCACAGUUACAUCCUCGGGAAUCUCGUCGCCUCCAGCAUUCGGUCAAAACAGGGUCACCCGAUUCACAUAAGGGCUUCGCACAAUAUAACGUUGACGACGGAACACUACUCGCACAACACCCUCACAAUCGGUAAGUACUGUCAGAAAAGGGGAAAUUGUAUCGGGGAGAAGCGAGAAGGCUCUUCAUUAGCCGCUAUUGCUUUCUGCCAAAAAAAGCCGCUCAACGGGAAAUUGAACGGAAAUUGA